CCAUUUAUAACAACUCUCUCUCUCCACCCAUCGGAUCUCUCUCUCUCUCUCCUCUCAAUCUAAUUAAUGGCCUCUCCUUCCGGGAGCUUAGACACCUCGGCUACCUCCUUCCCCAAGCCACCCGCCUCCUCCUCCUCCUCCUCCUCCACCACCUUCUCUUUCUCCAACCCCUUCAUGUCCUCCUCGUUCUCCGACCUCUUCAACCAUGACUACCCCUCCUCCGCCCCCGCUCCCACUGUCAGCAGUGGCCUCUCCGAUCGUGUCGCCGAGAGAACCGGCUCCGGCGUCCCCAAGUUUAAGUCCAUUCCGCCGCCUUCCCUCCCCAUCUCCCCUCCCGCUUUCUCCCCCUCUUCUUACUUCUCCAUCCCUCCAGGCCUCAGCCCCGCCGACCUCCUCGACUCCCCCGUGCUCCUCUCCACUUCCAAUAUUCUUCCGUCUCCUACAACCGGGACUUUCCCAACUCAGGCCUUCAAUUGGAAAAACAGCUCUGUUUCCAACGACUACCACCAGGGCAUCAAGCGGGAACCAAAGAACAGCUCCGACUUCUCUUUCCAGCCCCAAACAAGGCGUCCAACUUCAUCCACGACAACCUUUCAAUCUGAACUUCCAACUGAAAACCAAGGAUGGGAUUUUCAAGAAGCCAUCAAGCAAGAUAAUAAUCCAUCUUCAGAUAAGAGCCUGGUGAAAUCUGAAUUUGCUUCUCUGCAGAGCUUGUCCCCUGAUAUUUCCUCAAUUCAGACCGACUCUCGCCCCGGCGCCGGCGCCGGCUUUCAAUCCAGUUAUAAUCGUUAUAACAAUUCAUCGCAGUCGAUAAGGGAGCAGAGAAAAUCCGAAGAUGGAUACAACUGGAGAAAGUAUGGGCAGAAGCAAGUGAAAGGGAGCGAAAAUCCGCGAAGCUAUUACAAGUGUACUUACCCCAAUUGCCCAACCAAGAAGAAGGUUGAGAGGUCUUUAGAUGGGCAGAUCACCGAGAUCGUUUACAAGGGUACUCAUAACCAUCCGAAGCCUCAGUCUACUAGGAGAUCAUCGGCAAACCCAGCUUCUUGUCAAGCAGUACAACCCUACAAUCCUCCCACCAACGAGUUCCCAGAUCAGUCGUAUGCCUCGCAUGGCACUGGGCCGAUGGACUCGGUUGCGACGCCGGAGAAUUCUUCGAUCUCGAUCGGGGAUGAUGAUUUUGAUCGAAGCUCGCAGAGGAGUAAAUCAGGAGGGGAUGAGAUAGAUGAAGAUGAGCCUGAUGCCAAAAGAUGGAAGAUAGAGGCUGAAAGUGAGGGCAUGUCAGCCGCAGGGAGUAGAACAGUGAGAGAACCUAGAGUUGUAGUCCAAACUACAAGUGACAUCGAUAUCCUUGAUGAUGGCUAUAGGUGGAGGAAAUAUGGGCAGAAGGUGGUCAAGGGGAAUCCUAAUCCAAGGAGCUACUAUAAGUGCACAAACCCGGGAUGCCCGGUAAGGAAACACGUCGAGCGCGCAUCACACGACCAAAGAGCGGUGAUCACAACGUACGAGGGCAAGCACAACCACGAUGUUCCAGUUGCCCGGGGCAGCGGCAGCCACUCCCUGAAUAGGCCUUUGCCCACCAACACCAACGGCAAUGCAGUCAUGGCCUUCAGGCCUUCCACAAUCUCCCAGCACCCCACCACUAACGCCAUGGCCAACCCAAUUCGCAGCUCAAGGCUGCAAGCUGAGGGCCAAGCACCCUUCACGCUAGAGAUGUUGCAGAGUCCUGGGAGUUUUGGGUUCGCCGGAUUUGGGAACCCGAUGGGCUCUUAUUUGAACCAGCCCCAGGUCCCAGACAACAAUGUCUUCUCCAGGGCCAAGGAAGAGCCCAGGGAUGACAUGUUCCUUGAAUCGUUGCUGUGCUGAAGUUUUCUUGAGAUUUCCAAAGGUUGGUUUUAUUUAAGUUUAGGCAAAGAAUGGAUUAUAGAUACUUUUACUAGUACAAUAAGAAUUCAAGAUGGUCAGAUUCAUUUGUUUAUUUGUCAUUUGAUUUUGUUGUGUUGUAUAUUUUUUCUACUGGGAUUUGGUUUUGUACAUUCAAAUGAAUAUGAUGUACAAGUUGCUCCUCAACUUAGUUUUUUUUUUUCCCCGAUUGGUUUUGAGGCCAUUGUUGGCGUCAGAAGUGUAUGUAUGUACAGCCUCAAUUCAUUGUGCUAACCAAAAUAUAGUGGUGUUUUUCUUCUUGUUUUAA
Diospyros lotus (date-plum) is the source of this 2188-nucleotide messenger RNA. Its product is annotated as WRKY transcription factor WRKY24. Gene Ontology annotation, biological process: regulation of DNA-templated transcription. Gene Ontology annotation, molecular function: DNA-binding transcription factor activity; sequence-specific DNA binding. The record is from RefSeq and is a predicted model, not a curated record. NCBI's taxonomy places the organism in Eukaryota, Viridiplantae, Streptophyta, Magnoliopsida, Ericales, Ebenaceae. Bases 67 to 1863 code for a protein of 598 amino acids. The transcript has 5 exons.